Striga asiatica is the source of this 588-nucleotide messenger RNA. The record is from the annotation of a GenBank genome assembly. Lineage: Eukaryota; Viridiplantae; Streptophyta; Magnoliopsida; Lamiales; Orobanchaceae.
AUGGUUAAGACCCCAUCCAACUCCGGAAUAGGCGUGGAGCCCAAGUACAAAGGCGUGCGGUUGAGAAAAUGGGGGAAAUACGUGUCCGAAAUACGGCUCCCAAACUGCCGGGACCGAAUAUGGCUGGGCUCGUACGACACGGCCCAGAAGGCCGCGCGGGCCUUCGACGCGGCCCUCUUCUGCCUCCGAGGGCCCGAAGCAAAAUUCAACUUCCCGGAGGACCCGCCUGCAAUUCCGGGCCGCCAGGGUUUGAGCCCGGCAGAGAUACAGGCCAUGGCCCAGCACUAUGGUAAUAAUAUUAGCCAUUCGGACUCGGGAAAUAAUGAUCAGCCGCAUCUGGUGCGGGCGGAGCGGGAGUUCUUUGAGGAAACAUCGCCGUCUGAUGGGAGGUGGCCGAGGGACGAGAUCGACUGGUCGUUCCUGAACGUGUUGGACUCGGAUAAUAUGGGCCGGGUUUCGGAUUUCGGGCUUUUUCACGAGCCCGGUGAUAUGUGCGUGCCUCCGCAUUUUCCAAAUAAUAAUGAUGAUGAUGAUGGUUACGAGUAUGGGAGCAGUGGUAAUGUGCAGAAUUUUCUCUGGAACUUCUGA